AUGCCGAUAUUUACUGCAUCAUUAGGCUCUGUUUCAAGGACCCAAAUUGCCUUUCUUUCCCGCGUCUUUGCAUUUGAUAGUUCUUGUAAUCAUCAUCAAGUUUUGAACUUUCCACAGUUAUCCAACUGCAAUUCUUUCAAGAGGGCUGCUCUAUUAACGCCUAAAGUUACAGUUUCCAGUGGCAGUGCUGCUAAAACUGAUGAUGGAGUUGUUCAGACUCAGCAGCAAUCUUCGUCCCUUGAUGAUGCUCGGCAAGCUCGGAGGUCUGCUGAUUGGAAGGCCGCACAAGCUUAUAAAGAAAAAGGAAUCAUCUACGAAGGCAGAGUUGAAGGAUUUAAUGGUGGUGGAUUAUUGGUUCGGUUUUACUCCAUUGUUGGUUUUCUUCCAUUCCCACAGUUAGGCCCCACUUAUACAUGUAAAGAACCUCAGAAAUCUAUUCAAGAGAUUGCCAAAGAUUUAGUUGGUUCAGUGAUUCCUACUAAGAUUAUCCAAGCAGAUGAGGAGAACCGGAGAUUGAUAUUCUCGGAGAAAGAGGCUCUCUGGUCGAAGUUUUCUCAGCAGAUAAAAGUCGGUGAUAUUUUCCAAGGAAGGGUUGGUUCUGUUGAGGAUUAUGGUGCAUUCAUCCAUCUUCGUUUUCUAGAUGGUCAGUAUUACCUUACAGGUCUUGUACAUGUCUCUGAGGUGUCAUGGGAUUUAGUUCAAGAUGCAAGAGAUAUUCUGGAAGCGGGUGACGAAGUGAGGGUCAAAAUUAUCUCUGUAGAUAGGGAAAGGUCCAGGGUUACACUGUCAAUAAAACAACUGGAGGAAGAUCCACUCUUUGAAACUCUAGAAACAGUCAUUCCCCAGGAUGCUUCAAUCAGUCAAAAUGACGAAGACAAUAGCUAUGAUAUUGAACCUCUUCCUGGUCUGGAAAUGAUAGUUCAAGAGUUGCUGAGGGAAGACGGCAUUAAUGAUGUGAAAAUAAGCCGGCAAGGAUUUGAGAGACGGGUAGUGUCGCAAGAUUUGCAGCUAUGGCUUUCAAAUGUUCCUCCCGUUGGCAAUCAAUUCACUCUCCUCGCUCGAGCUGGGAGACAGGUACAGGAAAUACUACUGACAACAUCCCUUGAUCAAGAAGGCAUUAAAAGGGCAUUGCAACGAGUGUUGGAACGCGUACCAUGA
Oldenlandia corymbosa var. corymbosa is the source of this 1158-nucleotide messenger RNA. Lineage: Eukaryota; Viridiplantae; Streptophyta; Magnoliopsida; Gentianales; Rubiaceae. The record is from the annotation of a GenBank genome assembly.